This is a messenger RNA of Polyodon spathula (Mississippi paddlefish), 1793 nucleotides long. Its product is annotated as copper transport protein ATOX1-like. The transcript has 3 exons. The record is from RefSeq and is a predicted model, not a curated record. Lineage: Eukaryota; Metazoa; Chordata; Actinopteri; Acipenseriformes; Polyodontidae. Gene Ontology annotation, biological process: copper ion transport. Gene Ontology annotation, cellular component: cytosol. The coding region runs from base 324 to 530 and encodes 68 amino acids. Gene Ontology annotation, molecular function: metal ion binding; copper chaperone activity.
UGUAACGCGAGAGAGUACAGGUACAAAAGUACAAAAAAUAUAUAUUUGUGUAUUUAUUUUUUUGGCAGAGGAAUUGCGUUUGGUUUUGGAGAGAUAGUUCUUAUAAUCUGUUAUUACAGCAUUUAGAAACUAACUGGCCAUUGUGUAUAUACUUAAAUAAUAAACUCUAUAGCCCUGCGUUUACGUGUCGAAAUUAUUGUGGAAUUGAUAGAUUGUCCCUUAAAUAUAUGGCGUUGCUGCAGAAAUGUUUCUUACUGAGAGAAGACGACUUGCCACAGACUGUAAAACCAAGUACUUGGGCGUAUUACACUACAUUUUAAAACAUGACCAAACACGAGUUCUUUGUUGAUAUGACCUGUGAAGGCUGCUCCGGUGCUGUAACCCGUGUCCUUAAUAAACUCGGGGGUGUCCAGUUCGACAUUGACCUGCCCAACAAGAAGGUUUUUAUUGAGUCAGAGCACAGCGUGGACCUGCUUCUGGAAACACUGAAGAAGACUGGGAAAAAUGCCACAUAUGUCGGUGCUAAAUAGAAAACCGUGUCAUGAAAGAAAUUAGGUAAAAACAAUGGAGUGGAAUAGUUUACUCUGAAGACCUGAUAAUGAAAGCAACUAUUUUUAUUUCGUUUUUAUUUAGUAUUAUUUAAUGGAGAAGUCAUAUGAGCUGUAGGUGUCUUGUUAAUGAGGAUGUCCCAGGGGUAACCGUCACAUACAAGCAGACAGCAAACACACGCAGUCUCACAAUCCCUGUAAUAUUGUAUUUGACUUCACAUCCUGUGCAAUCACAUGGCAGGUUCAAAUGAUCGGGUAACAAUCCGAGUAAUUCAGGGGGCGGGGAAAGCAAACACAUUCCUUGCAACUUUGCACAGUAGGCUGUUAAGAUUAUUUGUUUAGUUGGAGCCCCUCGAGUUCUGGUACCGUGCCUGUGUUUCCUCUUUAGGGCACGUCAGCGUACACCCCCAAAAAUAGAAUGUUCAAGGAUGGCAACGGCACAUGGUUCCAUUAGAAAGUUGGUUCAAUUAUCAAGCAACAGUCACAGCUACGGAGGGUAGAGCCUAAAAGCUAUUAUGAACCAUGAAAACAUUGCGUUUUUAAAAAUAAAAAAAUGAAAUCAUGUAUGCUAUACUAGUAACAGUUUGUUAGCCCCACCCAGGUAUGCGACUCCGUUGGGAACUGAAGGAAAAUGAGCAGCAACAUCAAAUCAAACCUGCAAACGCUGUGGAAAUCAUAGGAGCCUGUCGUUUUCUGUGCUUUGGGCAACCAUUAGAAUUUUUUAUUUUUGGAAGGGGGAAAAAAAAAGCUGUACCAUUUAACUCCAUCAGCCUUUAAUGUAAUGCCACUAUACCGUGUAUAUGUCUAUGUUCCGAUUCAAUUAAACUGUGUACCGUUGCAUUGUGCAUGAAAUGAAAGGAGUUAAUCAAUUUGAAAACAUUUCUUAUGUUCUUCUGCCAAUCCCCAGCCAUAGGGAUAUACAGUAGGGGUGUGCAAAUUCUGAGAUCUUCCAAACAGAACCCUUUUAACAAGUUUUUAAGUUGUUCGGUAUUAACCCAUUCAGUGCCAUUGUCCUCAUUUGAUGACAGGUUACUUUGUAAUUUUUUGGAGAAUUGGUCACUUUUCCAAAUUGCCACAUUUUUCAAUCCCACUGUUGUCAGUUAGAGAGAAAAUACGCUCCUCUUUAAAAACACCUCAGGGAAAAUAAAGACAUGAAUGUGAUUCACUGGAAAUCCUGAGACUAGUUUGCCCAACAAGUUAUUUUCUCCUGUUAAAAAUACUGAAAUACAUUGCUGCGGUUUUUGA